Molecule: messenger RNA, 2464 nt
Organism: Phoenix dactylifera (date palm)
Lineage: Eukaryota; Viridiplantae; Streptophyta; Magnoliopsida; Arecales; Arecaceae
Product: serine/threonine-protein phosphatase PP1-like
Cellular component (GO): nucleus; cytoplasm
Molecular function (GO): protein serine/threonine phosphatase activity
Source: RefSeq, a predicted model, not a curated record
UUUCUCCUUUCUUUCAAUUUGGUCCAGUCGUCUUGAAUUGAGCUGGCAAGUCGCAGAAUUUUUGUUCGAAAUAAGAAUACCCUAUUUCAUUCAAAAUAAGAAUACCCUUCUUCGAUUUCAGCCGAAAGAAUUUCACCAUAUCAUCCGUGAUUCUGCUGAGAGAGUAAGAUAAGAUUUUCCAGCUUUUUUUUUUCUUCUUUCUUCCAAUUUGGGCUAUUCGCCUUAACUUAAGCGACAAGUUGCAGAAUUUUUAUUUGAAAUAGGGGUGCCUAUUUCAGUUUUUUUUUAUAUUCGAACGUCUUGGUCGCCGGCCGUCGAAUUUGACCAAGCUCGCCUGUAUUUCUUCCAGAGAAUCUCUUAGCCUAAUCAUCCAGAAGGUAUUUUGGUCAUUUCAUGGGUGGUGUCAGAGGACAAAUCAGGGAACUGGUGAUAUUGACUCGAUUUAAAAGUUAAAGGGGUUAAUUGAAACUUUUAACUGUUUUUUUUUGGUGGGUAAACUUUUAACUUUUAAGGCAGAGGGUUUGUCUGUGUAAAUGGCUUAAAGUUAAGGGGACCAAAAUAUAAUUCACUGCAGAAUUAACAGCUAGAGCUGCAGAAUUAAGAAAGAAGGCAUCCUCAGGGGCUGCCAUCCAGGGCUAGGAAAGAAUGUAAAUAUAGAUUUGUUUGGGGGUACAAGAAUAUAGAUAUAGAUUAGGGAGGUUUCCCAGUCUUUCAGGCAGAGGCGGGAAGCGAAAGAAGCGGGAGUGUCGCCUCCAGGCCUACUGCUCCCUUCUUCUUCCUUUUGACCACCGCCAGUCCCCCGCACAUCAUCUAUCCAAAAAGCUGAGGCGAAAGCUUAUCGAAAGACAAAAGCGGGCGAGGGAGAAGGUCACGGCCAUAGAAAAAUCCAAGUCCAACCCACCCUUUCUUGGUUCUUUCCUUACUUUCCUUUGAUCGAUCGGAGGAGAGCAGUAAGAGGUCUUGGGUUUCUAGGGUUUCGAGAGGAGUGGAGGCGAGGUUGGAGGACGGGGAGGGAGAUGCCGAUGGAUGAGGGGUUGCUGGACGGCAUCAUACGGAGGCUCCGGGACGCGAGGAACGGGCGGACGGUGCGGCAGGUCCAGCUGACGGAGGCGGAGAUCCGGCAGCUGUGUCUCGCUUCGAAGGAGAUCUUUGUCAGCCAGCCUAAUCUCUUGGAGCUCGAAGCCCCGAUCAAGAUUUGUGGAGACAUUCAUGGUCAGUAUUCUGAUCUUCUUCGGCUAUUUGAAUAUGGUGGGUUCCCGCCAGGGGCAAAUUAUUUAUUCCUUGGGGACUAUGUGGAUCGUGGUAAACAGAGCAUAGAGACCAUAUGCCUUCUCCUUGCUUACAAAAUAAAGUACCCAGAGAACUUCUUUCUUCUGCGGGGCAACCAUGAGUGUGCUUCCAUUAAUCGUAUAUAUGGGUUUUAUGAUGAAUGCAAGAGGAGGUUUAAUGUUCGUUUGUGGAAGGUUUUUACUGAUUGUUUUAACUGCCUUCCUGUGGCAGCCCUUAUUGAUGAUAAGAUCCUCUGUAUGCAUGGGGGUUUAUCUCCUGAUUUAAAGAACUUGGAUCAGAUCCAAAAUAUUGCUCGUCCAGUGGAUGUACCAGAUCAAGGUCUCCUUUGUGACUUGUUAUGGUCAGACCCUGACAAAGAUAUUGAAGGCUGGGGGGAAAAUGACCGGGGAGUCUCUUAUACUUUUGGGCCUGAUAAGGUAGCUGAGUUCCUUCAGAAGCAUGACCUAGAUCUCAUUUGCCGAGCCCAUCAGGUUGUGGAAGAUGGCUAUGAAUUCUUUGCAAAACGCCAGCUGGUGACCAUAUUUUCGGCCCCAAACUAUUGUGGGGAGUUUGAUAAUGCUGGUGCUAUGAUGAGCGUAGAUGAUACUCUGACAUGUUCAUUUCAGAUUCUUAAACCAUCUGAUAAGAAAGGGAGGAUCGGCUUUGGGAACAAUUUAUUGAAACCAGGAACACCUCCUAGAAAGGGUGGAAAAGGUUAACAGGUACCAUCUGAAGUUGAUGCUAUUAUAUAUUGUGGACUUCUGGAAGGUUGCUGUGAAGCCAGGCUCAGCUCCCCCUAGUUUACCAGCAGGUCCAGGCACCGGGAUUCAAGAACAAAAGCUGAGAGCGUAAGCAAAAGCGUGAAUGUGUAAAUUUAUCCAGAAGCUCCACUUUUGUUAUCAUCUACUGUAGUGUAAUGGUCUGGUUACAUUUAUGGGUUCAACCCCUGAUAUGCAUGUCCAUCAAACUGGCAGUCGAGCCAAUGCCUUCCAUGCACUUUGUAAGAUUUUAUUAAGCUGGCAGCCUCUUUAUGGCAUAUUCGUGACUAAGAACAUCGGAUGUCCAUAUAUUGUGGUAUGGGCAGUCUGCGUGGUUUGAGUUAAACAGGCUGUAGUAGGAGCCGUACUUGGUUCUCUCUCAAUCAUGCAGCCUCCAUGAAUACCUCAGGCAUGUUUACUAAGCAUUGGUUAUUUAA